This is a messenger RNA of Mizuhopecten yessoensis (Yesso scallop), 14347 nucleotides long. RefSeq names its product F-actin-uncapping protein LRRC16A-like. The record is from RefSeq and is a predicted model, not a curated record. NCBI's taxonomy places the organism in Eukaryota, Metazoa, Mollusca, Bivalvia, Pectinida, Pectinidae. Gene Ontology annotation, molecular function: protein binding. Gene Ontology annotation, biological process: regulation of Arp2/3 complex-mediated actin nucleation; cell migration. Gene Ontology annotation, cellular component: lamellipodium; plasma membrane. The transcript has 41 exons. The coding region runs from base 133 to 5073 and encodes 1646 amino acids.
AUGGCGACGUGAGGCUCGCAGGACAGCUUCCGUGUUGUGAUUUUAAAUCAAUUGGUGUUGCAAUCCUCUCCAGAUUCGUCUGGUUUGGGGAUUAUCCCUGUUGCUGAUAGACACUAACAUCAGUUUGUCAAAAUGGCAUCCGUCAAUGUGCCCCGUGACAUACAAGACAGCAUACGUGAGGCUCUGGGGAAAAGGGUCAAGCUGUUCAUCAAACGUAUGGUGAAGCAAGAAGUCAAACUUGAGAAAUGGGAACAAAGAGUAUUGGUUUUCUCAGGAUGUCGACUGUUUGUAUUCAUUCCAAAGACACCAGCAAGGCUGGAGAACAACUUCAAUUACCUGGACAUACAAGCGAUCGAAAGUAAAAAACAGAACCAGUUAUCAGUGACGGUAGAUAGUAAGACGUACAAUUUUGUGACCCUUGAAGCGGAGACAGAGGAGGUCAAUCACAUGAUCACACACCUGGCUGUAUCUCUACGCCACAUCUUUCCAGACUUCACCAUAGAGAGAUUAAUAAAGAAAAUAGAAGUGUGCCCACCAGAACGAACAAAGAUGAUGACAGAUAUGACUAAAAAUAUUUCCAAGGAGACUGGUCCUUGUGGAGGAUUCACAAUGAUGUAUGCUUGUAUGUGUGACUACCACAGCCUUCCCUUCAGAGCAGAGGUUGAAUGGGACAUUGAUACAAUCUACCUGUCUCAAGACUCGAGGGAACUCCGACUUCGUGACUUUGACCACUUAGAAGCAAGAGAUCUUGUGCCUAUAAUAGGAGCCUUAGAACACAACACCUGGUUUACAAAGCUAGACGCUAAUGAUGUCAAACUGACGUUGGAAGCUCAACAAUCAGAGGUUUUCAAGGUGAUGAGAAGAAAUGCUGUGAUAAAUGAAUUGUGUCUAAGUAACUCAGGGAUUAGCUCAGACUUUGUACAGAAACUUUCAGUGGCUUUACUGUCCAACAGUUCUACAACGCUACAUAGUAUAGAUCUGUCCAAAAAUGCCAUCGAUGACAAAGCCAUCACCCAUUUGAUUGGUUCCCUGGGAAGUUUGUGUAGAGGUCUGAUCAGGUUCGACAUCAGUCAUGCCAAGAUAACCGGGAGGGGCCUGAAUAAGGUAGCGGAGACCCUCACACACAACACGGUCGUAGGAGGCAAACUUCAGAAGCUCAACAUGGCUGACAAUCAGGCGAAAGGGGAGGAUCUUCAGAAACUGUACCACUUUCUGGCCAGUCCCAACACACUCACGCGUUUGGACUUGUCGGGUAUAGACUGUGCCUUGGAAAACCUGUUUGGGCCGUUAUUGCGGGGUUGCUGUGCCACCCUAACACAUCUCAGCCUGGCAAGGAACAGCUUCACCUCCAAGAAAGUUAAGGAAGUAUCGCCUCCACCAUCAUGGAAACAGUUCUUUGCUAGUGUGUACGACCUGCAGCACUUAAAUCUGUCUGGCUGCAAACUUCCAAACGAACCGCUCAGGGAAUUGCUGUUAGGAAUAGGCAGUAAUAUAAACUUGAGUGCUGUACACCUGGACCUCAGCAGUAACGAGCUCAUGUCCCAGGGGGCUUCUGUACUGGAGAGCUGUAUCGGUAACAUAGCCUGUCUCAAAAGUCUAGACCUCAGCAACAACGGUCUGGACCAGAGUCUCAUCAGCUUGCUCAACUGGAUCGGGAACAACAGAGCUCUUAAACACCUGGCCAUUGGCCGUAACUUUGACCACAUCAGACCCAGGAAUCUGCCUGGUGUUCUUGAUGCCAUUGUUCAACUCAUUCAGGAUGAAGACUCUCAUUUGGCGUCUUUAUCGUUAGCGGAUUCCAAGUUGAAGGGUAGCAUAGCUACGAUACUCAAUUCUCUCGGCAGUAACCUUACUUUGGUGGAAAUAGACAUCAGUGGGAACAACAUGGGAGACUUUGGAGCAAGGAUGUUAUCCAAGGCAUUACAAAUAAACACCAAGCUACGGACAAUUAUGUGGGACAAGAAUGCAACCACUGUACAAGGCUUUGAGGAUAUUGCUGGGGCUCUAGAAAAAAACUACACACUGAAAAAGAUGCCAACCCCCAUCAAUGAUGCAGGUCCUGCCCUGAAGCAACAUCCAGAGAGAACAGAGUCGGCACUACAGAAGAUUGAGAUGUUACUACAACGAAACCACAGUCCACAGAAGUAUUCAUCUGACCAAGGCUUCAGGAUGCAACAGGGGUUCCUGGUCAGUUCCACCCAACAGAUGAUGGACAGACUGGUGGUACAGAACCAGGACACAGUGAAUGCCCUAGACCGUGGUAACACAGAAGACUUCCAGUCAGACAUGGACAUGGCCAACAGCCUUAUUAAGGAUGCAGGCAACUCCAAACAGUUGCUGCCACAAUUACAAGUAAUUGCCAACAAGUCGCUGUCAACGGGCAACCCGGUGGAGGCAUGUCUGAAGGAGAUGUCCGACACUUUGAGGCAGGUGCUGGAGAAACACAUGAAGAAAACUGUUGAAGACAUGUUUGAAUGUACAAGUAACCAGUGUGCUUCUGUCAUGGCUAAUAAGGAGUUGCUUUCUGACUUGGAAACCAAUUGUGCAGAGAGAAGCUCACUUCCUAAAGAUUUUACCAAACAUAUCUUGGACAGUGUGGAAACAGAGAUAUUUAACAAGCUAAGCGAGCUGAAUUUAGUGGUAGCUACCCAUGUCUCUGACAAAGUGAUGGAUGAGGUUAUAGACUCCCUGUCAUCAAGUCACAAAACACUGACGAACCACCUAAAUGUGAUGAAGAGCAGCACAUCUAUGAAGAGUCAACGUGAGUCUAAGAAGGAAGAUUUGGAAGGCAAGGAUGUGGAGGAGAAAUUGGACGAGGGCAAGGAGAAGCCAGAUACUGGUAGUCAAGAAAAGAUCUCACUCAAAGUGGACUCCUCCCCAAUGCUCACGUUCUGGUGUGACGGAACUGAAAACACCUGGCCAGUAUCGAACAGACUUGAGGUUGUUACCAAGCUGAUACCGCGGUGGCUCUCACUUUUUACACAAGAUUGCGAUUCCCCAGUGAUUGACAGAAGGAAGAGCAAAUACAGCCGCAUGACCAGGCCCCCCACUGUCAUAGAUGCUGAGCAGGUACAAAAAGCUUUACAAUUGCACAACAGAAAAUUGGAAGCCACUGCUGAACUUUCUCCUCCCAAAGGUGACCCUGUUGACCCUAUACAAACAACCCCAAAGGUCACGCCAGUCACAACCCCCCAGACCACACCCACUAUGGCUGGUCCCUCCCCUGAUUCUACCCCUACUUCACAUGAACCUGUUCCCAAGCCUCGGAUCAAGAGAAGGUCUGUGCUGGUAUCAGUCUCAGAAAAGUCUGAGAGUCAAGGUCAGGGGGUUGCCAAACAACCGAAUGAAAGUCAGGGGGUUACCAAGCAACUGGCCAGUCCCACUAUUACAGUGGGAUCAACAGAGGACCUGACCAACAGUGUGCUCAGCAGGUCCGACACCAUUCCUGAGGAGCCAUCCAGCUCACUGACAUCUUCUGUUACAUCAGAAACCAUUGACUUGGGAAACCUUGGAGAGUCUGGACCAAAGCUGUUCAAUCCCAACAAGGGCCGUGCAAAGAGACAAAAGAACCACCAGUCACGGCGACCAGGUGUCGCACCAAACGUAGCAACCAAUGAACCUCUCCAAGCAGACGAAGGUCUUGACACAUUCUUCAACAGACAGACAGUCAAGGAACACACAGUGAUGGCUCCAGUGGUAGAGGUCACUCGCAGCCAGUCAAGUAAGUCAGUUUCAGCAGUCAAAGUGAAAAAGGAAAAGAGUCAGAAGGAAAAAGAAAAAGAACCAAAAAAAUCAGGAUUUGCAGGUCUGUUUGGCAGAAAAAAGAAAACUUCUACUGAUGAGUCGGCCAAGUCAGACAAGUCACCAGACCGCAGCAAGACAAAGGGAUCCUCACCCGACCGAUCUAGUGCAUCGAGUAAGGUCGGAGGACUGUUCGAGAGGAAUUCCAAAGUGAGGCUCUCUCCUUUCAAGAAUAAAAAGGAUAAAAAGGCAGACAAAUCACCUGACAGGAACGACAAGGCCGUGAAAGAGGAGGAGAGUAAGGUGGAGAAACCAGCAGAGACAGAACAAAAGCCAGCUGAGACAGUGAAGGAAGUGUCCAGGGAACCUACACCUGAGCCACAGGUCGUACGUGAGCCUUCUCCUGAACCUCAGGUUGAACCGAAGGUCGAACCUGAACCUGAGGAACCCAAGCAGCCUAAACAAGCCCUGAAACCCAAGUUUGGAUUGGGAGGAGGCAAACCUAUGGGCUUCGGGGGGGAUAUGUUGCAGCAAAUGCGACAGAAUAAAAGAUUCUCCUCAAAUAAUUUGUUAGAUGGCGAGGACUCUCCGACAGCUACCUCUCCAGUAGGAGGACCUACGGCAAGUUUGCCUUCACCUCAGACCAAUGGUUCCCCUAAGGUUUCUAUGAUUGCAUCCAAACCCAGACCUGCUCCGCGGAAUCGGCGAUCCGAGGCGGAGGAGACAAUAGGGACCGCUGGGUCGGGCGAUAGGAAAUCACUUGACGGAAAGAAGCCUCCCCCGCCUCUACUAAAGCCACGCCCACCUAAACCACCGAACAAACCAGGGAGCUCACCUCGCUCAAGUUCAAAUCAAAGCUCUGUCAGUGAUGAUUCCUUGGAUGGAGAGAACAAAUCUACGGACGGUAAGAAGGUGGAGGAAGGUGUAGUAGUGGACUCCAAGACGCUGCGGAUGUCCAUGGAGGACAAGAUAAAAAAGAUGGGGUUGGACACGGGUGUUCCGACACAGGAGAUAAAGAGAAAGAGCAGCUCCCUACCCCGGGAUCAGUCCCUACCUAAUAUGAGUAAAGAAAAAGAAAAAUCUUUAGAGUGGAAACAUCGGUCGGUUCAUGAUCCCAUGAACGUAUCAACAACCUCAGAAGAGUUAUCUCCCAUUUCUGUGUCCUCUGAGAAAAACUCAGAUUCCUCUGAAAAGCUAUCUGUGAAUGGUGAUAAAGAUAAAGACAAUAAAAAAGACAUUGAGCAGGAAGAUGAUAACGGUAACAAGGGGGAGUCGUCUCCCCCUGAUACAGACGCCAACAAAGAAAGUGCUGAUGAUGUGAUCAUGGUAUGAUGUGACUGUAUUUUUAUGAAGGAUAUUUUAUAACGCCUAUCUACCUUUUUUUUCCCAUUAAGCCAGAACUGUUUUCUGCUUUCACUAAUUAGGACCAAAAUAUGGAAAUACAAAGUGGAUUGAAAUUCAUCAUUUAAUUCUUUUUUAAGUAUCAUGACUUACAUAUUGCUAGAAAUGCAGGAGCUUAAUUAAUAGAUUUUCAUCUUUGAUGGGUGAUAAGCUCAUAACUGUUUAAGUUCAAAGUUUAAAAACACCUGGCGGGUCAGAGGUGUGAACAUUGAUUGAACUUACAUGCAAAUGUGAAGAUUACUGUUAAUGUUUUGCAUUAUACUGCUGGAUUCACGUCUUCCAGGCAUAACACAUGGCCUCCAAAAUGGUAGAUAAAUGUCACACAGCCCUCAAAAUGGUAGAUAAAUGUCACAGCCUUCAAAAUGGUAGAUAAAUGUCACACAGCCCCCAAAAUGGUAGACAAAUAUCACACAGCCCCCAAAAUGGUAGAUAAAUGUCACACAGCCCCCAAAAUGGUAGAUAAAUGUCACACAGCCCCCAAUAUGGUAGAUAAAUGUCUCAUAACCCUCAAAAUGGUAGAUAAAUGUCACACAGCCCCCAAAAUGGUAGAUAAAUGUCACACAGCCCCCAAAAUGGUAGAUAAAUGUCACACAGCCCAAAAAAAACUUUAUACCACAUAGCUCCCCACCCAAAGAAAAAACAAUGUCACAUGACCCCCUAAAACCAAAAAUUGUAGAUAUCAUUUACAUCAGCAUUAUGUGAUGUACAUAGGGCACUGAAUUACUUUCUAUUACAAAUUACUGGUAUAUUUUUGAAAUUGAAAAGAAGCUGGUCGAUACAAUAAUUUUAUUUACUGUGGUAUCUCUUUUUAUUAUUGUGACAAAACUGACAAGAAGCCACCGUAGCCAAGUGUUUAAGUUGUCUAACCAUCCACGAUUACUAGCCCUCCACCACUGGGUCGUGGGCUUGUGUCAUGCAUAUAGCAGUCGUAAGGUCUGACUGCAGGUCAGUGGGUUAUCUCCGGGUACUCCAGCUUUCCUCCACCACCAAAAUCUGACAUAUCCUUAAAUGACCAUAGCUGUUAAUAGGACAUAAAACACAAACAAACAAAACUGGCAUCUGAUGUAAGAAUUACAAUUAGCAUAAUUGUUCUGUUACGGUUACCAUGUGAUAUUUAUCAGUGAUAGUUUAGUUCUAGAAACCAUCUAUAGCUGUUUGAAUGUGUCAGUUUGUAUAUAUAAAUGCUAAGAAUUAUAAAGUAGCUUAUAUUUAAUUAAAUAAAAUUAAGUAAAUAAAGGAAACAAAUAAAACCUUGAUAUUAAUUGAGUGCCUUCCCUAAUAUGUAAAAGUAACGGAUGAAAAUUAGAUUAGACCUCUUGUUAUGAAAAAUUAAGUGUCAAAUUAUUGAAACACUUUGUGUUGAAUUAGAAAAAAAACACAGUUUUAUGUUAAUAUGUAAAGACAGUAACAUAUGGGUAGUGCCAGACGUUUGUGUUUCAAGCAAUUUUAGGAAUUUGCUGCUUGGAGACAUAGUGAAAUGUAAGUUAAGACCAAAUGUAUAAAUAAAUAGCUUUCAAAAUUGCUAAACUUGGAAAAACCUUUCUGCAGUCAGUUACGUUUAUAAACAUUGGAUACGUGACACAGAUAAAUACAUCAGAACCUAAGUACUCUGUAAUCAAACUACAUGUAUGAGCAACAUAUUACACCAAUCCAGCUGUCCACCUGUUAAAAAAAUAAGGGUUUUCACUGAUGUUUCUAGAGAACGACAUGUGAUGUAAAUUAGGUAAUGAAAUAUUUCAAUGAUAAUACACAAGUAUCAUUUGACCCCAUUUUGGAAAGUUGCCUUAUCUCAGCGCUGAAGAAAGUACACACAGAUGUGUUUAUGUAGUAAAACAUGCAUAGGUAAUAAGAUAAUAGAAGUCGCUUUAUGACUGUCUAAUAUCUCUGAUUAAGAUAACUUUUUACCUGUAAUUUUGGUUACCUGUUAAGUCGUUAACUCUCAAGUCAACAGGAUGUUAAAGUCAGAAUAUAUUCUGAUAUAUUCAGACAAAUUGACAACAAACCAAGUUUUUUGGAUUAAAGAAACAAUUUGUAAUGAAACAAUUUUUCUUUACCACAGAAACUGAUGAAGCCAAAGAUUGGGUAUGGGAUGGGAUAGCUGUCUGGGUCACGCUAGGAAUUAUAGCAUUUUAUGUCUUUAUUUCAUUUCACAUGUCUUUGUUGAAAUUUGAAAUAUGAAAUUAAUUAAUAAUCAAAAAUAGUGCUUACUCAUUGAUUGCAUGCUUUAAUGCUUUAUUAGUGACAUCUGAUGUGUUCAUCAUCUGUUGUCUGCAAAAUAUUUUCUGAAUGGAAAAUAAUUAAACUGUAUAGUAGAGACUAAACAGAGAUCAGGCCAUGUUUUACACUGAAACAAUCCUAAAUUUGUAUACUAUUGUACUUAAUUAGGCUAAACUGAAAAACCAAGUUGAUAAUUUUUCAGCAGACAAGGAUAUAUAAGGAAUUGUUAUGUAGAUACAUAUAAUGUUUGGUUUCUACCUUUAGUAGAAUCUACUAUAUACAUACUGUACAUACAUUGAAGCUCCUGUACAUAAGAAACUCAUCACCUAUACAGCCUUUUAUAUACAAUGUAUGUAUAUAUAAAUAUCACUAUAUCCUACUCACCAUGGGCCAAGCAUAACAGCUGUACCGAUAAUUGUUACCAUUACUUGUACCUAUUAGCCAUUCAUAAAAAAAAAUCUUUAAUUCAAAUUAAUUGGGUUUAUUUGUCUCUAUAGGGAACCCUGUGUAAUAGAUUUGUUUUGUUUCUGUGUGUGGAUUGUAGAUUUAGUAAGACUGUUAUUGGCAUAAAACUUGUAGGUAUGGAAAUAUCACCAUACAUCCAUGCAUAAUCCAUUAGAAAAGGAUAAUCUGCUAAACUUAAUUACGAAACUUGUAAUAUUUCUUUUUUUAAACGUGCUCAUAAAUUCAGUUAUGUUGUUAUGUCUGCAUUCAGUGUUCGAGAAUUUACAUUGAAAUGUGUCGUUGAUACAGUAAUAUCACUGUUAACAAUGCCCUACCCUAUAAAUAACCUGUAGUAGGUACUGAACAGUUGGGUGUAGGGUUAACAAUGCCCUACCCUAUAAACAACCUUUAGUAGGUCCUGGACAGUUGGGUAGGGUUAACAAUGCCCUACCAUAUAAACACCCUUUAGUAGGUACUGGACAGUUGGGUAGGGAACUGGGCUUGGUAGAGGGUAUAGUAGGUACUGGACAGUUGGGUGUAGGGUUAGCAAUGCCCUACCCUAUACACAACCUGUAGUAGGUCCUGGACAGUUGGGUAGGGAACUGGGCUUGGUAGAGGGUAUAGUAGGUCCUGGACAGUUGGGUAGGGAACUGGGCUUGGUAGAGGAUAUAGUAGGUACUGGACAGUUGGGUGUAGGGUUAACAAUGCCUUCCCUAUAAAUAACCUGUAGUAGGUCCUGGACAGUGGGUAGGGAACUGGGCUUGGUAGAGGGUAUAGUAGGUACUGGACAGUUGGGUAGGGUUAACAAUGCCUUCCCUAUAAAUAACCUGUACUAGGUCCUGGACAGUUGGGGUAGGGAACUGGGUUCGGUAGAGGGUAUAGUAGGUACUGGACAGUUGGGUAGGGUUAACAAUGCCUUCCCUAUAAAUAACCUGUAGUAGGUACUAGACAGUUGGGUAGGGAACUGGGUUUGGUAGAGGGUAUAGUAGGUACUGGACAGUUGGGUAGGGAACUGGGUUUGGUAGAGAGUAUAUUACGUUUAUGGUGUAGAUGUUUAGGGGAAGAUCUUUGUACGAAAAUACUUGAGUAAUGUAUUUAUCACAUUUUUGAACACAUCCUUAUUUGUAGAGGGACAUUUGGAUGUUACUGUCUGGAGAAAUUCUUUACUAUAUUGUUAUACAUUUAUUUAAAUUUAGUCAAUAUAAAUACAUGUAUUUUGUUAUUUAAUAAUAUGUGUGAUGCAUAUUUUAUAUAUAAUUAUAACCGGCUUUGUGACCCUUUUCAAUAUUUUAAAAGUAGAGGCUAUUAAAAGUCUAGUGUAGGAAGCCUAUUAUAGGUAUCAUCAGAUGAAGAUUGCUGAUGGUUGUUAAACAAUAGUAGCAUUAAGAAAUCUUCAUAAUAAAUUUGUUUUGUAUACACCGUAUAUAGACAUACAAAUAUAGUUGUAGUCACAAAUAAUAAUUUAAUCAACCAAAUGUGGAUUAGUGGCAAGUUUAGUUAGCAUGUUUUUGGGCAAACAAUUCAAAAAUAAAACUUAGGUGAAGAUUUUAAUCAUUAGACAUUUUAGGAAAGAAUAAUAAACUACUUUUGCAUGGAAUUAAGGAUAUCUGUUACUUUAUGUCAUCUGUGGUUUUAUACUAGAGUUAUCUCCCCUACAACAUCUCAAAUAAGCAGUAUCUGAGAGUUUACUUUUUCUUGAGCAUAAUUAUCAAGAUAUUUCUAUUGUGUAUUCUUCAAAUGUGCCAGCAAGUGAUUUAAAUGUACCAAGGACAAACUAUCACUCAAAAAACCCAUUAUUUAUACAGGUUUAGUGUGAAGAUCUUUUUGGAAGGGGGUAGUAUACGUAUAUGACAGUAAGGUAACAUUUACCCUAAUUAAUUAAUCUAUAGUCAUAGACUAGAGCAGUAAUUAAUCUAUAGUCAUAGACUAGAGCAGUAAUUAAUCUAUAGUCAUAGACUAGAGCAAAUCGUUAACAUUCCUUCUGAGACUAUUGUCCAAAUAUUUGUUAACUGGAUUGAUCCAAUGUGAUUUUUGAUGUUUCGAUGAAAUUCAACUUUUCCUUUUCUAUAUAUGAUUACGUUUUGUGAGUUUAGUGCUAAAAUUCCAGUUUUGUUGAUUGGUAUAUCACACAGCUGUUUGUAUACUUCUAAUGAUGUGUGAGAAGAGCUGAGAAUAUUCUUAUUAAUUUUGCUAAUCUAAUCAGAUUUUAAUAAAGGAUGUACAUUUUGAUUAUAACCAUGUCAAUAAGAAAUGUGGAUAAGAAGAAGUGAUACAACAUAUAUUGGAAGGUUGACCGAGACCUUUAUUAGGCUAUGCUGUUUGAACAAACAAAAAUUCUGUGCAAGUCAACAAAUUGGUUCAGGGAAAAAAGAAAAAAAAAGUCCACAUUAUUCGUUUGAGUGGCAUAACCAGAAGAAAUUCCUUAUAAAUUUAAUUUGAAAUACAGACACUUUUUGUAUGCAAAUUUAAUUGUUAUCAAUACAUUUUUAAAUUUUUACUAAAAAUGAAAAAGUGUACAUUAACUCAUUAUGCCUUCAUAAUCAAAAAAUCAAAAACGAGCAUUAAAAAGGAAUGUUAAGGUUAUUACGUGCAAUCUUAAAACAGAGCAAUGCUUGUUGGAAGCGAUAUUGGGUUAUAUGUAAGGACCAAAGAGCUACUGACACAGGUGAUCACUGCUACAGUAGGUCUCUAACUCUAGGUACAAAAAUAUACAUUUUUAACAUUAUGAGAGAGAUAAAAAAUUGAAUGCAAAAGGGUAAUUCUGUUUUUGUCUGUUAUAUCAUCUGAGGACAGUGAACUAAACACUUGGGCGUUUUAGUAAAUUGUAAUUAUUUGAUAGAUGAUUAGGCCUUCUGUCUGAUUAUAGAACGUUAUUGUGUUUACUGUCAUGCUUUGUGACUUCAUGUGCUUGUCAAACACAGUGAACACAUAUGGUCACUUUUCAGGUUUGUCAUACAGAAUGUGACAAUCCCUUAGAACACAGGAUUGAAGUCACUAUUCAGUGUAAUUACUUUAAGGAUUAAAAGUGCCAAAUACACAGUUAGCAAAGAAUUGUGUUCAAAAGCUGCAGUGCAGUUUUAAUUUUUUUCUCUGCAUGUAUUUUUAAAUUACUGCUUUACAUGGUCACUACUUGACUAAUUUGUCAUUGUUCAUGCAAUAUAGAUUAUACACAGCUUGUAAACAGAGUCAUUUUGUUUAAUGCUGUUUAUUUAUGACUGUAUUAUAAAUAUGUAUAUGUAUAUAAAUACUUCUAUGUAUACCGGUAUUUAGUAUUUACUAAACGCUAUAUAAUGAUGUCAUUAAUUUACUUGCUUUUUUUAAGAAUAUUUUGUUUACACUAAUUUGUGUAUGGUUCCCUGUAGAACAUCAUACUUUGAUUUGUGUAUAUAGCUGAAUCUGAUCUGUGCUAAUACUCUUGUGUGAGAGAGAUUUUUAUGUGGGUGUGGUACUGAUAAUAUUGGUCUUGGGAUAGUUUUGGAAUUUAGAAAUAUUAAAGUUGUGUCCCUUUUUGUAUGCAUUCCUACACCAAGGUAAGAUUCCAUAAACAAUCAAGUGUUUUAUGGUUUAAGGAUACAUGCUACCUUACAAUUUGGACUUUUGAUUUCAUAAGAGUUAUCUCUCUUAGUAAUAGUUCGGGUUAAACAUGAUGUAAGCAGUGUUGUAGCAGAGCCUGCAUUCUUGCAGACCUUUCUAAUAUGUCAUCGAUUCAUAUACCAUAUUCAAAUUAUCAUUCAUAAAAUAAUAUUUUUCUGUUACUGGUAUGGUUUUUUACGGAGAUGCAUGUGACAGUAAGGUAGCAUAUAUGGUAAACUGUCCUGAAUGAUGUUGUGGUUAGUGGAACAAGAGCUUUUAACAGAUGUAAACAAAACAAAGUUAGUGGUUAACAAGUAACUUAUGGUGACUAAAAAAAUUGGAGAACUCAAGUUCUUUAUGCAUUGUAGAAUUAGUUCAAAAUUUCAUUUAAAAAUAGUUUGAUGUUAUAUGUGUUCGGUAGACUUCAAACCUCUGUCUCUAAUGUUGUUUUCAUGGUCUGAGGAACAUGAAGUAGUAAAAUAAGUAUUACCUAUAAAUGGCAUCGUAUUGAUGAAGUGCCUUGUUAUCUCCCCUGUUUUACCUCUCCUUUUCUGUGAUUCAUUUGCCUGAAAUGUAACCACAGAUUCUGUUUAUGAAAUAAUUCUGUGAAUUCUGAUUUUGUUAUUGUGGAUUGUUUUAAUUAGCUUGUUUGGCUUUUGAGACCCUUGUGAGAUCUUACAUUUGAUAUUUAAUACUAAGAGCUUUGAAAAAUUACUUUUGUAAGGACCUCAACUAUUGAAAACGCCCAGCUUCAGUUGAAACAGAUAAAUGAUAUUGUUAUGACAAUAUUUGAUUAAGUUGUCACUGACAACAAAAUUGAACCAAUUUGUCACAGGUAAAAUAAUGGAUAUCUGCUACUUAAGAAUUCUAGAGUGUCACAUACUGGGAGCAUUAAGUAAGUACAAAAUGUAACGAUAAGCACAUUGGAGAAUUUAUUUAGCUGGUUGAAUUGCUUCAUUGUAUGGAGUGGAAAUCAAAAGAGAUAAUUUUGAUAGAUUAAAAGUCUUUUAAAGAUUUACUUUUUUAGAAAUACAACAUUGCAAUGGAAUUGGAUUACUGCUGUUUGUAAGAAAACACCAUUGUAACAAUAUUUUCUGAUAUCCAGUUAUUUGACAAUUUCAAACACAAACAUUUUGUCUUCCAAAACAUUUUGUGCCAUUUUGUGCUUGGCUAAUUCCAUAUUUAUCAUCAGAGUUUUGAUUUUAUUAAAAUAGUUUGUUAGUUUUUGGGUGACAGGUUACUGUGAACAGUUAAACCAGAACAGUCACCAUUGACUUUCAGACACACAUAGUCUUUAUCAUGAUGGGAACAGCAGAUUUUCUAUAUCACUUAUUGAUCAUUUCCAUCACUAUGAUAUCUGUUAAACAAUAAGUUGAUAAUUUCCUAUGCUACAACCUCUGGUAAACAGGAAGUUGAUUAUUUCUAACGCUGUGACAUCUGGCAGACAGAAAGUUUAUCAUUUCUUAUAUCAAGACCUCUGAUAUACAGGAACAUGAUCAUUUUCAACACCACUAACCCAGAUUAACUUUGAAAUUACUAUUUCUUACACUGGAACUUUUAAUAAACAGGAAGUUGAUCAUUUCAAUUCUUUCAUCAUAAUCUUUUGUAAACUGGAAGCUGUUCAUUUUCUGCACUGUGAUCAAUAGUACACAGAAAGUUGAUCAUUUCCUUCACUGGAACCUUUGAUAAACAGGAAGUUGAUCAUCUCUUUUACUUGAACCUCUGGUAGACAGGAAGUUGAUCAUCUCCAUCACUGGAACCUUUGAUAAACAGGAAGUUGAUCAUUUCCUUUACUGGAACCUCUGGUAGACAGGAAGUUGAUCAUCUCCUUCACUGGAACCUCUGGUAGACAUGAAGUUCAUCAUCUCCUUCACUGGAACCUCUGGUAGACAUGAAGUUGAUCAUUUCAUUCACUGGAACCUCUGGUAGACAUGAAGUUCAUCAUCUCUUUUACUGGAACCUUUGGUAAACAGGAAGUUCAUCAUCUUCUUCACUGGAACCUCUGGUAGACAUGAAGUUAAUCAUCUUCUUCACUGGAACCUUUGGUAAACAGGAAGUUCAUCAUCUUCUUCACUGGAACCUCUGGUAGACAUGAAGUUAAUCAUCUUCUCCACUGGAACCUCUGGUAAACAGGAAGUUCAUCAUCCCUCUCAGUACAAAAAGGACUGUCAGGAGGAAUGUCUCAGCAAAGGAGAUCAGUUUUUUAAGUUAAGCUCAUUGUCAUUGAUAAUUCUGAACUUUUAAUGUUACAUUUGAGGUUAAAAUACAUUGAUUUGAUAUCCAACAGUUGUGUCUGUAUUUCUAUGUUUUAUAACUAUGUCUUCCUAGAUGGUACACUCCAUUCCUGAUACAGCAUCACUCAGUCUAUCUAUGCAAUACCGACAUUUAGCACCCUUUGUAUCUAACUUUAACAUUAAAAUGGCUUUAACAUGUUAUUCAAUGAUGACUUGAUUGAUUUAGUUAAAUCGAAUAGUCUCUUAAUGUUCAGAAUACUUUUAAUUGGUGAUAAUCUCUUAUAAUUCAAUUUAAUAAGCUCACAAUAUUGUAUUUUCAACAUAUGCCAUGAUGAGUAAGGUAUCUUUUUGACCAUUUAUGUAAUCUAUCGGGUUACGAGAUUAUUUGUUGACUUGUUGACCUUGAAGGUUGUACAAAAGGUCACACAAUGUUGGGUUUUAGCACAGAUCACAAAUAUGUCAUACAAACUCAUAUGAGAUACAUACAUCAGAUUUCAUUGUGAAUUGUAAUAUAGAAAAGUGGGACGCCUUCAUUGAGCAUAUUAGGUUAUCAUGAAAACAUGAGGUAUCUCCAUUGUGAAAUCGAACAUUAUAUCAGAAAUGUAAGACUCCUUCAUUGUGACAUCUUACCUUCCUUACUACUGAGGUAUGUUGAAGAGGACAGGAAAGAAUUACAACUUUUCUUAUGUAUUCAUUUAUAUGAUGAAUUAUUUGCAAUAAAAUUUCAUUCAUAAUGA